Messenger RNA from Dermatophagoides pteronyssinus (European house dust mite), 2681 nucleotides. RefSeq names its product general transcription factor 3C polypeptide 3. Gene Ontology annotation, molecular function: protein binding. Gene Ontology annotation, cellular component: transcription factor TFIIIC complex. NCBI's taxonomy places the organism in Eukaryota, Metazoa, Arthropoda, Arachnida, Sarcoptiformes, Pyroglyphidae. The record is from RefSeq and is a predicted model, not a curated record. Gene Ontology annotation, biological process: transcription by RNA polymerase III.
CCGAACGAAAUUGUAAAUUGAAUUCUUAAAAAUUUUCAACUCUAAGGAAAUUGAAUACCGAAAAAAUAUAAAGUUUCAUUACAAUGGACGAAGAAAAUGAGAAUCCUCUACAGUUAUUGCUGAAAAUGCGCGAUGGUUGUGUGGAGAUGAACGAAGAAUUGUGUGAUGAUCAAUAUGAAAUCGAUGAAAUUGAAAUCGAUCCCCAACAAUAUUAUCAUGAAAUGUAUUAUACUGCCAACAAUAAACGUUCAUCGUCGAAGCGUCAACAAUCUUCGGGAUCAACACGGUCAAAAGUUCGUAAAAUUUCAUUUCAAGAAGAAAUCGGUGCAACCGAUAUGUUAACAUUGGAAGAACAGAAAGAAAUUGAAGAACCAAUUGAGAUAGAUAUGCGCAAUAUUUAUAAAACAUAUGGUAUUAAUCCGAUUGAAACCAAGCAAAAAUUAUUUAGAAAAACUUCAAACGAUAUAAUUAAUUUUUCAAUCGGAGAAGCUUUUAUGAAAUUUGCACAUGGAAAAAAUGACGAAGCUAUUAGCUUGUUGUUCGAGGUGAUCCGUAUGAAUCCUUUAAAUCCAGAACCAUAUGAUGCAUUGGGCGAUAUAUAUCGCCGAUUAGGAAAUUAUAAUAAGGCACUUGAAUUCUAUCUUUUAGGUAUUGAAUUCAAUCAAAACGAUAGUGAACGAUGGGCCGAAUUGGCCGAACUAGCUUAUUUCAAUAAGAUGUAUAAAUCUGCAUUGAAAUUCUAUACGAAAGCUGUACGACUCAGUCCACGCACCCUUAACUAUUAUAUUAAAAAAUCAAACAUAUUCGAAGAAUUAAAACAGUAUGAAAAUGCUUACAAAACUUAUGAGAAAUUGAUGUCCAUUUUAGAGCCGGAAGAUUACAAGAUUAUCAUUUCGAUUGCAUUCCGUAUUGCUAACUUGUUGCUAUUUCAAUUGAAUUCUCCUUCUGAAGCGUUAGCCAUCAUCGAAAAUAUUAUUGUUCAACAUUCGAUCGAGCAAGAUUCGAAUAAAUUUGUUUCGUUUCGUUUAUAUCUGGCCAGUUAUUUCGAUUUGUUACUUACAAAUGGUCAGAUCGAUAAAUUAAUCACUAAAUUUAUCAAAUAUAAUUUGAUCAAAACGGAACAACUUGAUGUCAUUGAAAAUGUUGAACAAUGUCGCGACUUUAUUUUCGAUAAUUUAGAUGAAAAUCUUUUCAACACCAAUGACAUUGUAUUACAAUCAAAGUUAAUUUGCGCUUGUUUAUACUUUGAAAAACAUCGCCACAUGGAUGCAAUAAAUAAAUUUUAUGAUAAAUUUUCUGAAAUUGAAAAUGAAACUGCACAAGAAAUGGUUUACAGACCGAUAAUUGUCGCUUUAAUGAAUGCGAAUGAAUAUGAACAGGCUCAUGUUUAUUCGGCUAAAUUGGUAAAAAAUUUUCGUUCAUCAAAAUAUUGGUAUUGGUAUGGUUUAUGUCUAAGAAAACUUGGCCGCGAUGAAGAUGCAGUCGAAGCUUAUGGUAAUGCCAUACGUUAUGAUCAACAUAAUUACGAUGCUGUUAAUGAAUUGAGUGAUUUGUGUAAUCGUAUUGGUAUACCAGAACGUGCACUUGAUAAGGUCAAUCUUGAUCAUCUAAAAGUAGAUAUUAAUCUAUUGAUGAAUCGAUGUGAUCUUUUGUUUGUUUGUAAAAGAUGGGCAGAAUUUAUAUCACAUUGCCGAUUAUUAUUAAGCUCCAAUUUAUAUUUCAUCGAAAAUUGGCGUGAUUUGGCCGAAUUAGUUGCACGAUCAACUACAUCAUUCAGUCUUAGGAAAUCGGCACGAUCAUUGCGUAGAAAAUGUUCCCUUAUUAGCGGACGGACCGAAUUGAUUGGUGGUCGUCUGAAUAAAGAACAAUUUUUUGAUUUUUGGAAAAAAUCCAUAUUUGUUUUGCUAAACUAUCUCCAUGAACAUGAUGAAGCAGUUCGUUGGGCAUUUUCUGGUCUAAUGUCUUCAUAUAGCCAUGAAUUAAUGCAACCAAUUUUAUUGAUUACAUUCCGUACUUGUAUUGAUGCUAAAGUUCGUCGAUAUACAUUCUGGUUGGGAAAAUUAUUAAUUAAAGAAUUCCGUAAUAGUGGUAAAUUAUGGUAUGCAUUCAGUGCAAUGUUAAGCAGUAUUUAUCAGGAUUAUCGUCAUAAACGAUUCUGUAUUCGACUUUGGUCAGAAUCACCGGAAAAUGUUAAUAUUCUAUUAGUAAAUGGUCAUAUUGCAUUCGAAUCAGGACGUUAUCUACAUGCAUUGGCCAUCUAUUUAAUGAUCUAUCGUAUGCGAACAUCGUAUCGUUAUGAUUCAUUUCAUGUUGCUCUUGCUUAUAUGCAUCUCAUCUGUCAGAAACAUACUUUGGAUAAAUGUUCAUUGUUUAGUCAAAUGAUUGCCUUUCUUCAUGAUUACAUGCUCAAAAUUGGAAAAUGUCAAGAAACCUAUUACAAUCUGGCUCGAACAUUUCAUCAACUUGGAUUUAUCCCUUACGCUAUUGAAUUAUAUCAGGCAGCCCUUCAAACACCUCUUAAAGUGCAUGAUAACCGUUUUGAUCUCUCACCUGAGAUCGCAUUCAAUCUAUCACAGAUUUAUCGAAAUUCAGGCAAUCAUAAUCGUGCUAAUGAAUUGAUCUCAAAAUUUUGUACUAUAUGAAUGUAAUUUUAUUUUUUCCAUAUUUUUAAUCAUUGAUAU